AAUUCAUUCUUCCCUCGCCCGUUGCCCUGCAAGUGUCAACUCGUCAGACGUCAUGAUAUGUCAUCAGAAGUGUCCACUUAAUUUGAGGGACGAGGGGAACGGGUGUCUUUUAAGUGUGGUAUUUGGAAUGUAACCCUACACUUUUUGGUACUCGUAGUCUGUCCGUCAGGGGGUGCUGGCUCGCGCGUCACAAUUUCACAUACAGAACUAGCAUACACACAGAACGCAACAAAAGCUAGGCUAUCGAUACUACCCGGUGUCUCUUUCCCGUCGAGACAGCAUAGGAAAUUGGCAAUAUAGCUAGCUAGCUGUUAUUUAUUUAAUAAAGAUGUCGACCACGACCGGCGGUGGAGAGUUUGGCAACCCCCUGCGGAAAUUCAAGCUCGUAUUCUUAGGCGAACAAAGUGUGGGAAAGACAUCGCUUAUCACCAGGUUUAUGUAUGACAGCUUUGACAACACCUAUCAGGCAACAAUUGGCAUAGACUUUUUAUCGAAAACGAUGUAUCUGGAAGAUCGUACGAUUCGGCUCCAGCUGUGGGAUACAGCCGGGCAGGAGCGGUUCCGCAGUCUCAUCCCCAGCUACAUCAGAGACUCAGCCGCUGCUGUGGUGGUUUAUGACAUAGCAAACCUCAAUUCAUUCCAGCAAACCUCAAAGUGGAUUGAUGAUGUCAGAACAGAGAGAGGAAGUGAUGUCAUUAUCAUGCUUGUGGGAAACAAAACAGACCUGGCUGAUAAAAGACAAGUGUCUGUAGAGACUGCAGAAAGGAAAGCUCGUGAACUCAAUGUGAUGUACAUAGAGACCAGUGCCAAGGCUGGCUAUAACGUCAAACAGCUGUUUCGCCGUGUUGCCGCAGCCCUACCUGGGAUGGACAGCACACCAGAGAAGAGCAAAGAGGACAUGAUCGAUAUCAAACUGGAGAAGCCGCCGGAGAUGGCUGUGACGGAGAGCAGCUGCUCCUGCUAGUAAACACCUAAACCCCCACCUGACCUGCCUCCUCCCCACCAACAGCUUGUGUCUCAGUGGCCACUCUCCCCACCCAUGGUUCACUGCAAUCGGCUGCAGAACCUCUUUCGACUCAGUGAUUUUUCAGAGUAACUGUGUGGAUGUGCUAUUACUCUGUAUUUAAACAGAUCAUCUAAAGAUAAUAUUAAAGGUAAAAAGUAAAAUUGUCAAAAACACAGAAUAGGUUAAAUGCUGAAUAUGAUCAGAUUGUCAUCCAACUGCAUGGCAUUAUCUAGGAUUGCAGACUGACAUAACUAACUGCUCCUGGGUUAUUGCACUUUUUGGAGCAUCAGUGCUAUCACACUUGUCAUUGUUGUAAAGUGAUAUUGUUUGAGAUUAUUUAAGUGACUAUGAAAGGUCUCAGUCCCUUUUUGGUUCUUUGCUUUUAUUUCCAAUGGAGAGUCUGGAGUGGGUCAGCUACAGUAUUCUAUAUACGUGAUCAACAAAGUGUCUGUUACUGAUUACCAUGAUUGUUUAAAUAUUUCGUUGCAAAAAAUAUUAUUUUGAAUCAUUGUUGGCUCAUCUAUUAAUUUAAGCCUAAUGAAUAGGCGAUAUUUUUAAGGGCAAGAACAGCCAAAUAACUUCAUUUAGGAUUACUGUAAUUCGUCCACUGAAGAUUUCAAUGGCGGCUGGUUUGUUAAUUUGGCAGGUUGUCCAAGGGGAUGUUUCAGAAAGUACGUGUAGCCAAUCCGAUAGGAAACGAGUAUACAUUUUUAGAAAAGGGACAUAAUCCCAAAUUCAUUGUACUGGAAAAUACUAACUUAAAUCUACUGAUGUACACUUUAAAACUAUAGCCGCUCUGUCAGAGGAACUUUCCUCGGUCAUCUACACGCAUACAAACAUCUUGUGUCUGAGGAGGAAAGGUGUUUAAAGUCCAUGUGUGGGGUUAUGGAGUGAGCGGGUGUCAACCCUUUUACACACUAAAUGGAAACAUGUCACUUGGUCCAUGCAAUGUCUCCUGCUCACCCUCCAAUUGAUAUAUAUAUAUUGUCUUGUUUUCAUCACACUUGCAGGAACAGCGUGCUCAUCAUGCAGGAUUUAUAGACGGUUAAGAACACAGAUUUCUUGCUUCUUUGUUCACCAACGGUGUGCACUGAAUCGAGUCCCAAUAUUGUAAAGAUCGAGAGGCCUGCUGCCGGGCCUCUGGCUUCAGUAGUUGUUUUGUAGAGCAGUUUAGAUUGGAAGCGUUAGCUAUAUCUGAGGAUCAACUAACACCCUUGCUGUAAAAAACAAGUGCAGUGAAGAUAAUUUUUAUCGCUAUUGCCUGUGUAUGACUGUUUUUUUAUUUAACACAAGCAACUGUAAAAUCGCAUUGUAUGCUUGACAAAAAUAACAGUUGCUGGCACGCACGUGGAAGUUAGUGUUUUAUUUCCGUGUCUCUGCUUGGAUGCUGAAUUUCAAUGCAAAAGCCAGGCCUGGUUGUUUCGUCUCAAGUCACCACGGUCACACUGAUGACUCCCUGCAGUGUGUAUAGUCAGUGGAUUGGUUUAGGUACAGAAAAGGCUUCACUUCACCCCUGUCCUUUACCACGUACACACGGUGGCUUACACACAAACCAAAUAACCACAGUCAAAAAUGUACCAACCCCACCACCACACACCAAUAGCUGUAGAUUGUUUGGAAAUGUAAACAUUUUAAAAUGUUUAAACAAAUGUAGAUACGUAUUACAUCGAACAACCUUUAGCUUUAUAGCUAAUUCUAUUACCUGUCGCUGACUGAAUACUCAGCUCUGUGCUUUUCUGAAGUGUCUGUCCAGUUGAAAUAUGUCUACUAGUUUUUAGCAAUGUUUGUGAAUAAUAAUGUACUGUUAGUAUUACUCUGCUGUUAAAAAGUAUAGUUAAAGAACACAAGUGUAUCACACGAAGUAAAGGUAUUUCACCAAAAUUG
Molecule: messenger RNA, 2890 nt
Organism: Salvelinus fontinalis (brook trout)
Lineage: Eukaryota; Metazoa; Chordata; Actinopteri; Salmoniformes; Salmonidae
Product: ras-related protein Rab-6A-like
Exons: 8
Coding region: 329-964 (211 amino acids)
Molecular function (GO): GTP binding; GTPase activity
Source: RefSeq, a predicted model, not a curated record